AUGGCUUCUCUUCUCAACGGCAGGCUAUCUUUCUUACACCCCCAACACAGCCGCGAACCCCCCUUCUCCAAAUUCCCCCACCACCCCAACCACUUCCCAAUCCCCAAAACCCCCAAAUCCAAACCCCUCAAGAUCCGCGCCGAUGUCAGCUACGAACCCCGCAACACCUCUUCCGAUGACAAAAUCCGCGAAAUCCUCCGCAACCGCGACUACGACGCAAAAUUCGGCUUCAACAUCGACAUCGAUUCCUUCACCAUCCCAAAAGGACUUUCCCACGAAACAAUUAGGUCAAUCUCAACCCUUAAAUCAGAACCAGAUUGGAUGAUCAAUUUCCGUCUCAACGCCUUCGAGAAAUUCUCCAAAAUGAAAGAACCCAAUUGGUCAGACAACACUUAUCCAUCCAUCAAUUUCCAAGAUAUUUGUUAUUAUUCCGCUCCGAAGAAGAAACCCUCUCUUAACAGCUUAGAAGAAGCCGAUCCCGAGCUUCUCAGGUACUUCGAUAAACUCGGUGUUCCGUUAAACGAACAGAAUCGCUUAGCGAAUGUCGCCGUGGAUGCGGUUCUUGAUAGUGUUUCGAUUGCAACUACUCAUAGGAAGACACUUGAGAAAGCUGGGGUUAUUUUUUGUCCGAUUUCCGAGGCCAUUCGAGAGUAUCCUGAUUUGGUUAAGAAGUAUUUAGGUAGAGUUGUUCCUAGUGAGGAUAACUAUUACGCCGCGUUGAAUGCCGCUGUUUUUAGAGAUGGAUCCUUUUGUUAUAUUCCCAAGGAUACUAAGUGUCCCAUGCAGAUUUCGACUUAUUUUAGGAUUAACGCAUUGGAGACGGGGCAAUUUGAGAGGACGCUGAUUGUUGCGGAGGAUAGAAGCUCCGUGGAGUAUUUGGAAGGAUGUAUUACGCCUUCGUAUGAUAAGAAUCAGCUUCAUGCCCACUGUCCGCAUACGCCAUUUCCGUUCAGUACCCUUACGACCACCACAAAAACCGCAACUCUCCCUCCCGGCCCACUCCACAUCCCCAUCCUCACAAGCCUCCUAUGGCUCCGAAAAUCCUUCUCCCAACUCGAACCUUUUCUCAAAACCCUUUACGCCAAACACGGUCCCAUCAUCGCUCUCAGAAUCGGUUCUCGACCUUCCGUUUUCAUCGCCUACCAUUCUCUCACUCACCACGCUCUCGUUCAUAACUCGUCAAUCUUCUCCGACCGCCCUAAAGCACUUCCCAUCGGAAAGCUCAUGUCCAGCAACCAGCACAAUAUCAGUUCCGCUUCUUAUGGUGCCACGUGGAGAACCCUCCGCCGUAACCUGGCCUCCGAGAUGCUCCAUCCGGCGAAAGUCAAAUCUUUCUCAGAAAUCCCGAACUGGGUCCUUGACACUCUCAUCAACCGUCUCAAAAUGGCUUCGGAGUCUGAAUCCUUUAUGGUUGUUCCCCACUUUCAUUAUGCAAUGUUCUGUUUACUUGUUUUUAUGUGUUUUGGUGAAAGAGUUAGCGAUGAGAAAGUUAAUGAAAUUGAACGCGUACAAAGGACGCUUCUGUUGAGCAUAUUCAACUGUUGGAACUCUUGA
Messenger RNA from Vicia faba (fava bean), 1554 nucleotides. The record is from the annotation of a GenBank genome assembly. Lineage: Eukaryota; Viridiplantae; Streptophyta; Magnoliopsida; Fabales; Fabaceae.